AUGGACCUAGACCUGUCGACAGUUUAUUUCACCUGCGAUAUCAACGACUGCGCAAAGGGGACCGCAGGAUUCGUUGUUCCCAGCACAUAUCUAAACGAAGAACAAACAGAUUUCAAAGACACGCAGGUGCUAAAGCUUGUCGCCAAACAUGUUGGAAUCAGGCAAAGCAAGAUUGCGUUUAAAAUAGGCGAGGUUACGCCCCAUGUGCGCAAGACAAUGAGCUGCCGCGUGUACUACCACAAAAAAGCAACUUUUAUGGAGCGCCUCAUUCGCAAGCGCUAUCUCAAAAUAGCCGCCAAGUUUUGCCACGUUUCUGCAAAGAUCGAAGAAUAUCAAGGCGACCAAGUGUUCCAAGAAGUGGUGAUUGUCCAGGACCAGAUUCGAUCAAGGUGUCGGUUUUACAUAAAGAGGGACUGGCUCCAGUUAGUGCAGUGCAUCAUUGACAACCUCAGAAAGGCUCGCCAGUCAUAA
Kickxella alabastrina is the source of this 471-nucleotide messenger RNA. RefSeq lists its product as uncharacterized. Bases 1 to 471 code for a protein of 156 amino acids. The record is from RefSeq and is a predicted model, not a curated record. Lineage: Eukaryota; Fungi; Kickxellomycota; Kickxellomycetes; Kickxellales; Kickxellaceae. The transcript is spliced from 3 exons.